CUGGGGGAGGCUCCCGGCCCGGUAUAAAGAGCCAGGCGCCCUCUAGUUAGCGGAAGUCUCGGUGUUUCCUCCAUCCGCCGCCCUCUUACAGCCUUCAGCGGCCCCACAAACCCCCAGCUGGAGCGGCCAUGAACCCCGGAGCGCUCGGCCAGGCCUUCCCCGCAGUGCAGUUUCAUGGAGGAGCCGCCGUUUUGGUUGAAAUCACAACAGACAUCCACAUCUGCGGCCUGUGCAAGCAGCAGUUCACCAAUUUGGACUCUUUUGUUGCUCACAAGCAGAGCGGGUGCCAACUGAACUCUGGGAAUGGCGCCACGAGUGCCGUACAAUUUGUGCCGCAGAAUGACACCGGGACCCCCACGCAGACCUCUCCCCGGACCAUCACUUCUGAGACUCAAACCAUCGCUGUUUCUGCUCCGGGAUUUGUCUUUGAGCACGGAUAUCAGACCUUUUUACCGAGCGAGAACGCAGAGUCCCAGACUACAGAACGCACCAUUCCACCCAUCAAGUGCCGUAGGACAGUGUCUGGGUCCUCAUCCCGCAGGAAACACAGCUGCACGUACCCUGGAUGCCAGUUCAAGACCGCGUAUGGGCUGAAAGAUCUGGAGCGCCACUUAAGGACUCACACGGGUGACAAGCCCCACAAAUGCCCGACCUGUGAUAAAGCCUUUAGCAGGAAGGACAAGCUGAAGACCCACAUGCGCUCCCACACGGGGGAGAAACCAUUCAAGUGCAAGGAAUGCGACUACAGGGCGGCAGACAGCAGCAGCCUAUGCAAGCACCAGCGAAUACACACUAAUGAGCGACCAUUUAAAUGCCAGAUCUGUCCGUAUGCUAGCCGCAACUCCAGCCAGCUCACUGUGCACCUACGCUCGCACACAGGUGACGCUCCCUUCCAGUGCAUUCUGUGCAACGCUAAAUUUAAAAUAAACUCUGACUUAAAGAGACACAUGCGUGUUCACACGGGGGAGAAACCCUUCCGCUGCGACUUCUGCAACUUCGUCUGCGCCAUGAAAGGAAACUUGAAGUCCCACAUCCGGAUGAAACAUAACACAGAGACCACAUUCAAGUGCUUGGAGUGCAAUUUCCAGUGUGGAAGCAAAGCCGACUUACGGCAACACGUACGCUGCCACCUCCCGGAGCAGCCGGUUAAAUGCGCGGAUUGCAGCUACUCCUGUUCCAGCAAAGCUGCCCUGAAAGUACACGAGAGGAUUCACUCUAAAGACCGUCCCUUUAAAUGCAGCUUCUGCCAGUUUGAUACAAAACAGCGCAGCAACUUGACCACCCACAUAAAGAAAUGUCACGGGGACCAAGUGAAACCCAGAAAGAGCUCUCUGCACAGAAAAGAGGGGGACUCCCCAAGGCAUUACACGUCCCGUAAAGGCACCAAGUUGGAGGCUAAGAAAGCAUAUAAUUGUGACCUUUGUGAUGCGUCUUUUGUUAGGGAAGACUCCCUGCGGAGUCAUAAGAAACAGCACAGUGAGAUCAUUGCUGCCCAGAAGGCUUCAGGCCUGGACUUUAUCCCUUUGGCAACCAGCGCACCGCGUUCCAGUACUAUUGCAAUAAGGAAUAUUAAGUUCCCCACUACGAUUCUACCCUUUGGGCAGGACGGAGUAAAGCUCAUGGGCGACCAUCCCCUAAUAGAAGGGGCUACUGCAGAGACCACGUCCGAGCCUGCUAGAGCUUUAGACAGUAUGGCAAAGGUCCAAGACCACAUGGCUACCAGCCAGCUCAGACUGUUGAGUCAGGUCAAUUUAAUAGCAUCGCCUUCUGCUGCCCAAAAACUUGCUUUGCCGGAUAUCGGUAACAAUCCCAUCCAACACCAUCUGGAUGAAAGCGGUACAGACAACGACCAAGAGACUAACGAUGAGGCGUUUAUGUCUGCCUCCAGCAUCGAUGAGUGCUCUGACCUUGAUCAUCUUCAUAUAAUAAAGGAGGAGCCCGUAGAAGUGACAAUUGUUAGUGAUGCAGGAGACUAUAUCCGAAUGGAGGAGCCUCACCAGUCGCCUGUUUUCUCUCCGUCUCCCCUUGUUAACACACCCAAACGCAGCUACAUCGUUGUCCAGGAGGAUCCACAUUCUGCUCUUCUGUGUCCAGCAGACUCCAUACCAGACUGACACUUUAUACCCAUUACCAUGAAUACUAAAAUGUUCCUUUGCCUUGGCAUACAGCUGUCUGUAUGUAGAAAUGCAUGAGAAAUAGCGGCGUCCAAUUUACAAGGACCGUUAGUGAACUAGUAGGCACCGCGGCGGAUUAUUCCGAUGGAAGUGGAGUAGUCCAGAAUUUUUUUUUCUAAAACAUCUUGUAUACAGGGUAGCUAUUAUUAGAAUUUCAUACAGCAUUGAGAUGUGUAUGUGUGUAUAUAUGUAUAUAUAGUUUCAUAGAAGUGUGUGUAUAUAAAUGACUUUUUGGUGUAGGGCCAGGUUUGGAUCAUCUGCUGGAAAAUCUGAAUAAAUUUUGAUCAACCUGCUUGUA
This is a messenger RNA of Xenopus tropicalis (tropical clawed frog), 2472 nucleotides long. It is a transcript of the gene zfp64, whose product is annotated as ZFP64 zinc finger protein. Lineage: Eukaryota; Metazoa; Chordata; Amphibia; Anura; Pipidae. Gene Ontology annotation, cellular component: nucleus. The transcript is spliced from 6 exons. The coding region runs from base 129 to 2114 and encodes 661 amino acids. The record is from RefSeq and is a predicted model, not a curated record.